Messenger RNA from Rhincodon typus (whale shark), 2787 nucleotides. RefSeq lists its product as uncharacterized. Bases 254 to 937 code for a protein of 227 amino acids. The transcript is spliced from 5 exons. Gene Ontology annotation, biological process: SMAD protein signal transduction; BMP signaling pathway. The record is from RefSeq and is a predicted model, not a curated record. Gene Ontology annotation, molecular function: cytokine activity; growth factor activity. Gene Ontology annotation, cellular component: extracellular region. NCBI's taxonomy places the organism in Eukaryota, Metazoa, Chordata, Chondrichthyes, Orectolobiformes, Rhincodontidae.
GUUACCGCCAAGGUCGCUGUGUCGUGUUCGCAGAUAAAGCGAGCAUCGCCGAGUCACUGCAGUUACACCACCCGCAGACUGGAUGAGAAUCUCAAACAAGACAGCACCCUGAGAGAGCCGCUUACAUGAGCCCCGCAGGUUGAUUCGAAUUGUAAUCUGCGAUAUUUCCUCUGUGUGUGUGUUUUUUUUUUGAACGUUUAUCUACCCACGAGAGUUAUCAGUCAACGUUUGACCUUGUCAAAAUAUUUCUUCAAUGGACGGGCUCUCCAUCAACAUGCUAUCGCUGUUCAUCGCACUCCUAAUCUUGGUCAGUUUGAGUCCUCCGACGCUCUGCCACCUGCUCCCAGUUUCUGAAGGAGAUGCCGCCCAGACAUCCAGCUCAUCCAACAGUGGCAGUGCUAAUGAGACGGCAGUGCAGGAGGUGAAGAGCUUCCUGCUCCGUGCGUUAAACCUGCAGCACAUUCCCCGGACUCAGCUGGACACAGUCAGGCAACUGCGAAUGAUCUGGAGGGCCAGGCUACAGGCAACGUCGCUGAACCUCCGACAGUCUUCAUCACAACCACAGCAGCAGCAGCAUGUUGCGAACACCACGCAAUCCCAGAGCGGGGCGUUGGCCACACGAGACAACAAAACGACAGCAACUUCACCGAAAGUAUGCUGCCAAACCGCAGCUCAAAUCUCGCUCGCAGACCUGGGCUGGGAACAUUGGAUUCUGUACCCGGAACAGAUUACAUAUGUGGCCUGUGCCAGCUGCAGGCACACACGAGAUCUGGUGUCUCUCCGCUGUCGCCAAGACCGACCUUCCACGGGAUCGAAAACUGGCAGGAGGAGCUGCUGCAAAGCCGUGAAGACAACAUGGAUCCCGAUUGUCUACGUGGAUGAAGAUCUGUCCCUGGUCACGAGCAACAUCCCACUGACUGAAGAAUGCGGCUGGUAGACAGCAAGCAAAGAGCUUGUGGGGUGGACAGCUCCCCUCUCUGUUAACAAACAUCUAUUCCGUGUUGGUCAGAAUACAGACACAAUGACCACGCGUAGACAUUUGAGAAAAAAAUAUGUAUAUUUCAACAGUAGAGUCUCUGGGACCAAGUUUCCCCCAAGAGCGAAUGUGGUAGCUCUGGGGAGCAGUGGAACUUGACCAGGAGUGAUAUUGGCACAGGGAGGGAAGGUGCAGAUUAAUGUGAUGGGGGCAGGGAGGUAGUGAGCAUGGGCUGGCUGUGAGGUGUAUCAAGAGAUAAAUGUGUGCUUGCAGAAUACAGAUCUUUUACAAAUUCAUGUCUGGAAAGUGAAAUGAAUCGUGUGUUUGGGGAUUGGUUCUGUAGAAUGCCAUCAGAUCCUUUUGCUAGUCAAUGUGACAUAGUCACUGACCCCGUUCCCUUCAUCUGUCAGUUUCUCAUUCUCUACUCGUGCCUUUCUUUCACAUAUCCCACCCUCACCAUGAUCUCCUCUCCCCACUUCACUCGUCCCAAAUCCCCAACCAGUCUUCUCAUCCCCAUUAUGUCUUUCUGCACCCCACUCCUUUCACCACUCACCCCUGCUCUCCCUCAACCUCCCAUACACACCUGCUCCCCUCCCCUCUCAUACACCCUGCUCUCCCCCUCCCCUCAUAAACCCCUGCUCAACCCUCACACACUGCUGUCUCUGCCCCAUACACAUCCCUGCUCUCCCCCAAUAUCCGACUCCCCUCCCCCUGUCUACCCCUGUUCUCCCUGUCAUACACAUCCCUGCUCAUUCUCACAAGACUUCCCCUCCCACUCUGUUCUCUAUGCCCACCCACCCACAUUGCUCCCUCCAUUCUUACCCUUCCCUGCCAUCUCUCCAGUCUCUCAAUCCCCUGUCCAGUGCUCGGUCAUCUCCUGCUACCACCCACUACACAGCCUGCUGUUAUCAUCCACUCACACUCUCAAAGGUGCAUUACUUCCCAAACACCCAGGAUCUCUGAAGAACCCACCUCCCUUCCGACUUCUAAGUCCUUCAAGGCUGAGGCACAGCUUCAGCUCCAGGAGCACUUUCUCCGGCUUUGAUUGGACAUAAUAACUACAAAAGAUGGUCUCUCAACACUCAAUACCUGUCAUUUAGACUGCCAAGUGUCUCAGCCAUUUCUGACCUUCUGACCAUCUGACAUUCUCUCUGAUAGUCUUCUCAGUGGCAACCCCUGCUCAUACUGCAGAAAACUAACCUUUAAUCAAAAAAUUUUGGGUUUUCCAACCAUAAGAAUGCCAUUCAGCCCAUUGAGUCUGCUCUGCCUUUCAAUGAGAUCAUGGCUGAUCUGAUAAUCUUCAGCUCCACUUGCAUGCUUUCUCCUCCUGAUCCUUGAUUCUCUUACUGAUUAAAACUUUACAUCAGACUUGAAUAUACUUCAUGACCCAGCCUCAACAGAAGAAUCAUACCCCCAGAGGGAAAAUAAUCCUCAUCAGUAUCGAUAACCUCUGAGAUUAUACCCUCUGGUCUGAGACUUUCCCACGUUGAAAAAAGUGCAGUAUCUAUCCAGUUAUACUCCCCAUGAGCCUGGUCUGUUUCAAUACAGUUGCUUCUUAUUCUUCUAAAUCCAAUGAGUACAGGCCUAAUCUACUCAACCUCUCCUCAUAAAAGAUUCCCUCCUUCCCUGUGAUCUGCUCAUGAACAUUCUCUGGACUGCCUCCAAUGCCAGUCUACCUUCCCUUGGAUAGAGGUCUCAAACUGUUCAAGUGUUCCAGUUGUAGUCUGAUUAGUGCCAUGUAUAGAUUUUUAAUCGAGCCUCUCUAUUUUUAUACUCUAUUCCCUUUUUGAUUAAAGGCCAACAUCCUACAA